AUGGAGAUUGAUUCUGAUUUCCAUAAAAUGAAUAUCAAACCACAAGAAGAAGGCGACACAACGAUACCCAUGGACUCUGAAGGCUCUUCUACCGUUCAGAAUGACAAGGGUAAAGAAAAUGAGGAACUUACUAACUCAAUGAAGAAACUGCAAGUUGAGGAGUCAUCUUCGGGGCAGGCAGGGUCCAGCUUCAAGAAAAAACCAGUUAUUAUAAUUGUUGUGGGCAUGGCAGGGAGUGGUAAAACAACCUUUCUUCAUCGGUUGGUUUCCCACACACGUGAGUCCAACAUACGUGGCUACGUGAUGAAUCUCGACCCAGCUGUGAUGACUCUCCCAUUUGGUGCAAACAUUGACAUAAGGGAUACUGUUCGCUACAAGGAGGUGAUGAAACAGUUCAAUCUUGGACCAAACGGGGGAAUUUUGACCUCACUCAACUUGUUUGCUACCAAGUUUGAUGAGGUUGUCUCAGUCAUUGAGAAGCGAGCAGAUCAACUUGAUUAUGUUCUUGUGGAUACUCCUGGUCAGAUUGAGAUAUUCACUUGGUCCGCUUCUGGUGCUAUCAUCACAGAAGCAUUUGCUUCAACAUUUCCUACUGUGAUCGCUUAUGUGGUAGAUACACCUCGUUCAGCUAGCCCAGUCACUUUUAUGAGCAAUAUGCUUUACGCUUGCAGUAUCCUUUACAAGACAAGGUUGCCUCUUGUGUUGGCAUUCAACAAGAUUGACGUGGCCCAACAUCAGUUUGCUUUAGAGUGGAUGGAGGAUUUUGAGGCAUUUCAAGCAGCAGUGAGUACAGAUAGUUCAUACAGUUCAACUUUAGCUCAGAGCCUCUCCCUUGUGUUGGAUGAAUUCUAUAAGAACUUGCGGUCUGUCGGAGUGUCUGCGGUUUCUGGUGCUGGAAUGAAGGAUUUCUUUAAGGCCAUUGAUGCAAGUGUUGAGGAGUACAUGGGCAACUAUAAGGCUGAUCUGGAAAAGAGACGUGCAGAGAAGGAACGUUUAGAGGAGGAACACAGAAAGGAGAACAUGGAGAAGUUGAGGAAAGAUAUGGAGAAAUCCGGGGGAGAGACUGUGAUAUUGAGCACUGGUUUGAAGGACAAAGAUGAGAGGGGCAAAGCCAUGAUGGAUGAGGACGAGGAAGAAGUUGAAGAAGAAGAGGAAGAUGAGAUGUUUACUGAAGAUGAGGAUGCUAUAGAUGAAGAUGAAGAUGAAGAGGUUGGCAGGUUCACCUUUUAG
This is a messenger RNA of Prunus armeniaca (apricot), 1230 nucleotides long. The record is from the annotation of a GenBank genome assembly. NCBI's taxonomy places the organism in Eukaryota, Viridiplantae, Streptophyta, Magnoliopsida, Rosales, Rosaceae.